AUGGGGAACCCUUGGGGCGACUCAUCACGCAGCCGUAGUAGUGGGGGCGGAGCCCCCUGCUGUCACGACAACGCGGCAGGCAGCGGUGCGACACCAAGAGAAGCGCCGUCUGACAACUCCGUGCCGCUAGCAGCGCACGCUUGCCACGAGGCCGCGUCAGCUACUUUCUAUGACGAUUGUGGCGGCUGUGAUGCUCGCGAGGGUGACGAACCGCACUGCACUCCCCUAGAGGGUGUCGCGAUCCAGCAGCGCGGAAGAGCCUCUCCUAAUGAACCAGUUGGGGAGAAGAAAAUAGCGUCGCCGGAGUUGUUGCAUUUGCUCAAAAUGCGCCGGCCUCAGAAGGGCACACGAGAUGCAGGAAGAGAGCCGAGGGGCCGCGGCGCAGGGUGGAAUCGCGGCCACGGCCAGCGCUGUGACGGCAGCCAAAUAGCCGGAAAGGAUUCGCUGCCCGCGGACAGAGGGCCCCCGGGGCGCAGAUCCCCGUCUGAAUGCCCGUUGCGAGUUCACGAAGACCCCUUGCCUUCAUCCAACAGCACGCACGCGACGCGGAGGGAGCGGGGAAAAGAAGUGAGCCAGUGGAUUCGCUGGACGGCGGCGCCCGGGGCCCCAGAAGACAGACUGCCUGUGGCGCUCGGGCUAGACAAAAUCGCAUUCUCGUCUUCUGACGACGACGAGGGCUCGGGGGACCGGCGGCGGCUGCUGGAAAAAUCCAUGACGAGCGCGACACAAGUCGACGCGGCGAAGGCAGACACCUACGCCCCUUCACUUAGUAGAACUGACGGUGCGACCGCGAGCGCGCCCUCUCACCCCGAGUCAGACGCAGCCCCUGAAGGCGGGGUCUCGGAGCCCGCCGCCAUUCGUCGGUCGACGGCCACCACCCCAACUGCCGGCGCGUCUGCAGCUAACGAAAAGGCGGACGAAACCGUGGCUAAGGGGGCGCGGGACCCCAGGAGGCGCUCGGCGCGACUUCGGCAAGUCUCGCCAGAUGAGGGCUUCGGGCAGCCCGCAGUGCCGCAAUCGCGCCACCACGCGCAGGCUGCCUGCGAACGGCCGUCCUCAAUCGCGAGCCUCGUGACCCCGGUGCGAAGCCGCCAAGGAAUCGUGGAGCAAGGCGAGAGGAUGAAUCACUCAGGAGACCCGACUGUGAGGCGUGGCUCACAGCGCGCGACAGAUACGGUAAGUGCGGAAGACUGGUCGGAGACAAGAGGGCCUCCGGGGGGUCCGCAGGGGAGCGGGGGCGGGCCAGCAGAGCGCGGGGAAAACCCCCUCGAAACAGGAGGCGAAGCAGCGCUAAACGGCGCAGCGGCAUCUGCUGUUCUGAGGAGCCUUGCAGACUCUCCUGAGCACGCAGUGCGUCGCCCGGGCGAGCCGCCUCGGUCUUGCAGUGCGCCCGCCGACCGCAGCGCGCCUUUCCCUCCUGCCCGCCAAAGCGACACCGCAUCUGUCGGCCGUUCGCCGUCCCAAACUCCCUGCCCCCCCCCUUCGGGCUCGCUGCAUCCGCUGGCUGUCGGCUCGGCCUCAGCCGCUUCCGCUCAAGCCGCGGAGCUCGCUGCCUUUCGUCUGCCCCCUCCCUCCUGGACAGAGGGCGUGUUGAACGGCGGCUGCGACGCUGCGCAAGGCGCGCUGCCCUCUGCAGAUGACCACAGAGCCAUGCUGGGCGCCUCGUUGACGUUUUUAUCCGACAGCGCGCAGUGCCUGCCGAUGCAGGCGGCCCUCGCUGCGCGCGGAGUGGCACGGCUUGUGGGCGACAGGAUCCUGUUAACUAAAGCUGAAGACCUGGAGACUCAGGAAAUGAACGGAGGCGACGCGGACGCGCGCGACCUUGCGCUGAUAAAGCUGCCCUCAGGGAGGUAUUACUCGCAGAGGGCCUUUGAUGCGACUCGGGGGAGCUACUUGGCUGAACAGGACAUUCAGCUCGUUCGCCUGCGCCUGAGGCACGUCCGCGAGCAGCGCCAGAUUCGGCGCGCAAUAGCGAAUCUGCUUCGAAGCCACAGGGAAGAGAUGACCGCGGUGGAAAAACGACACCGAGAAGAGCUCGAGUUCAUCGAAAGCCGCGAGCGUCGCCUGCUGCAGACUCAGGAUGACGAAGUGCGCCGGCUCGAGGAGUUUCAGCUGCAACAAAAUCUGUCGAGGGCCCUCCGCAUUCUUCACCGGCAGCAGCAGCGGCCCGUGGAUCCAAGACGCGAACGCUAG
Besnoitia besnoiti is the source of this 2193-nucleotide messenger RNA. RefSeq lists its product as uncharacterized. The coding region runs from base 1 to 2193 and encodes 730 amino acids. The transcript is spliced from 2 exons. The record is from RefSeq and is a predicted model, not a curated record. NCBI's taxonomy places the organism in Eukaryota, Apicomplexa, Conoidasida, Eucoccidiorida, Sarcocystidae.